This is a messenger RNA of Cynara cardunculus var. scolymus (artichoke), 1285 nucleotides long. RefSeq lists its product as uncharacterized. Bases 278 to 1099 code for a protein of 273 amino acids. NCBI's taxonomy places the organism in Eukaryota, Viridiplantae, Streptophyta, Magnoliopsida, Asterales, Asteraceae. The record is from RefSeq and is a predicted model, not a curated record. The transcript is spliced from 3 exons.
GUCAAACUCAAACCCUAAUCAUUUGCAUCGAAUAUUCCCACAUUUCAAUCAUAAUAUCACCAAGCGGAGAUAAACACCAACAAAUUGGGAAAUCCCCAAUUUAUGAUUACCAUAUAAUGAUCAAGAAAAGUGCCUCAAAAGCUAAUCCAACACGAAACGUAUUAGGGUUUUUUUUCCUUCCCCAAUUUCUUGCUUUGAAUGCAGAGUUAAACUCCUUAUUAAUCGAAUCCACAAGUUUCUAUUGAAGCGGAAGGAAAGCAAGAAGGUUUUUGGUUUGAUGGAACAAGAACAGAUUGAAACAAGGUCGUUGUCUUCGUUCUCAUCUUCAAUGGGAAACGAUGAUAAUAAUGGUGAAAGAAAGGUGAAAUCAUUGGCACUGUCGUCAAAAUUUCCAUUAACGUUUUGGGAGAUGGCGGGUGCAUCUGGUGUUGUUUUGGGUUUCGCCGUUAGUCUCCUCGGAAUUUACCUCACCUUGCCGGAUUCCGAUUACAGCUUUCUUAAGCUUCCAAGAACCCUAGAAGAUCUUCAUAUUCUCAGAGAUCAUCUCGAGAGCUAUACAAGUGACUACACGAUCCAGGUUCUGGUUGGCUAUUGCACUGUCUAUAUCUUUAUGCAAACUUUUAUGAUUCCGGGGACUGUUUUCAUGUCGCUGCUUGCUGGUUCCCUUUUCGGGGUCUUAAAAGGCGUAGCUCUCGUUGUGUUUGCUGCUACCGCUGGUGCAUCUUCUUGCUACUUUCUAUCGAAAUUGAUAGGCCGACCCCUUAUCUUGUCUCUGUGGCCUGAUAAAUUGGUGUUCUUCCAAGAUCAGGUGGCUAAAAGGCGAGAUGGGCUGCUGAACUACAUGCUUUUCUUAAGGUUGACCCCGACUCUGCCUAAUACAUUUAUUAAUGUUGCUUCGCCAAUAGUCGAUGUGCCUUAUCAUAUAUUUCUACUGGCAACUUCCCUUGGGAUCAUUCCCGCUGCUUAUGUCACCGUCAAGGUAUUAAUCGUUCUUAAACUUUCUUUCGUUUGUUUCCUUGUAUUUGAGAUUACAAUGCCCAUUUAUCACUCACCUAGUUGCGUGCCCGUGUGUUCACUUAUUCAUAAUGAAUAUUGUUAGAUGGCUGUUAUUUGACAUGUGAUUUAGGCAUGAUUUGAUUUGAUUUGAUUAUAUUUGAUUUGAUCUUGUUUCCUUCUAUUCUACAAUGAUGUACUAUACAGAUCAUGGGUUUGCCUCUUAAUAGAACACAUAUCAGAGCUUUCGUAUUAGGUCUUGUGAGAGAGUUUUGGUGAUUUUUCGUGAUUA